UAUUUUAGAAUGGAGAAGGAAGUAGACAACGCUCUAUCAACCAUCCUCCAACGUGUGAACGGGGUGAAGGGGUCACUGCAGACCUUCAUGAGAAAGUUGGAGUUGGGAGGGGUUAUUUGGCCAGAUGUUAAUGAGAACUUUACCACGCUAGCUGGACAGCUCAACUUCCUACAGAAGGCCCUUACCAAAGAAGAUACACCCCAACUACAGAACCUGGUGCUACUACCACUGCUAACCAGCACAGGAACAGGUCCUGAUACCACCCUGGAGCAGCUUACUGAGGGCCGGAUACCCUACCUGGCUCAGGACAGUCUCCCCAACUACCUGAGGACCAAACUUGAUCUGGAGAUCGAGAAGAAGGAACAUUUCGUUUCUACUGAGGUGAACAGGAUAUCAGAACAUAACCUACAACAACAGAUAUGCGAUCUUAACAAUCUGUCCGAUGCAUUAUCAGAAAUCAUCCAAACGUCACGUGACUCAUGGGACGAAGUGAAUCCCCACCCGCGGUUACCAGAAAACGAAAACAAGGAGCUGGUGAAACUAAUGUCUGCGUUGGAGACCGGAAAGGGGCUGAGGAGUAACAAUAGGAAGAGAGGUUGAGGAGUAACAAUAGGAAGAGAGGUUGAGGAGUAACAAUAGGAAGAGAGGUUGAGGAGUAACAAUAGGAAGAGAGGUUGAGGAGUAACAAUAGGAAGAGAGGUUGAGGAGUAACAAUAGGAAGAGAGGUUGAGGAGUAACAAUAGGAAGAGAGGUUGAGGAGUAACAAUAGGAAGAGAGGGUGAGGAGUAACAAUAGGAAGAGAGGUUGAGGAGUAACAAUAGGAAGAGAGGUUGAGGAGUAACAAUAGGAAGAGAGGUUGAGGAGUAACAAUAGGAAGAGAGGUUGAGGAGUAACAAUAGGAAGAAAGGUUGAGGAGUAACAAUAGGAAGAGAGGUUGAGGAGUAACAAUAGGAAGAGAGGUUGAGGAGUAACAAUAGGAAGAGGGGCUGAGGAGUAACAAUAGGAAGAGAGGUUGAGGAGUAACAAUAGGAAGAGAGGUUGAGGAGUAACAAUAGGAAGAGAGGUUGAGGAGUAACAAUAGGAAGAGAGGGUGAGGAGUAACAAUAGGAAGAGAGGUUGAGGAGUAACAAUAGGAAGAGAGGUUGAGGAGUAACAAUAGGAAGAGAGGUUGAGGAGUAACAAUAGGAAGAGAGGUUGAGGAGUAACAAUAGGAAGAGAGGUUGAGGAGUAACAAUAGGAAGAGAGGUUGAGGAGUAACAAUAGG
Molecule: messenger RNA, 1264 nt
Organism: Bolinopsis microptera
Lineage: Eukaryota; Metazoa; Ctenophora; Tentaculata; Lobata; Bolinopsidae
Product: mediator of RNA polymerase II transcription subunit 8-like
Exons: 5
Coding region: 10-600 (196 amino acids)
Biological process (GO): regulation of transcription by RNA polymerase II
Cellular component (GO): core mediator complex; mediator complex
Molecular function (GO): RNA polymerase II cis-regulatory region sequence-specific DNA binding; transcription coregulator activity
Source: RefSeq, a predicted model, not a curated record